Haemonchus placei is the source of this 1029-nucleotide messenger RNA. NCBI's taxonomy places the organism in Eukaryota, Metazoa, Nematoda, Chromadorea, Rhabditida, Trichostrongylidae. The record is from the annotation of a GenBank genome assembly.
AUGAAAAUUCUUAACCAUUCUUCUCCUAAUCUAACCAAAACGACUGAUACGCACAUAAUUACAGAUCAAAGCGACUUCAUAAGUCAAGAAACUAUGCUCUAUGACAAAAUUAUGAAGGACUACAAACCAAAAUUACCUAUUAUCUCAACAGUUGCUAAUAACUCACGGGCCGGACCUGAUAUACCACGCUUCGAAGUUUCAGUCAUUCUGAGUUAUCUAAAGCUGAUAAGUGUGGUCGAACCUGAGCAAAAGGUUGACUUCAUAAUGGAGUACAAAAUGAGAUGGAAUGAUGAGAGACUCAAAUGGACAUCAUCAGAUUACUGCGGAAUCAAUGAGCUUUAUUUGGCCCGAGAAGAUGUAUGGGUACCAGAGGUUACGAUAGUUGACGCCAUCGCUACAACUGACUUUCGUGAGGAUUUCAAGAAAUUCGCUAGGCUGAACAGCUCCGGCUCGUUGGAAUAUUUCGUUCCCACAGUGACGUCCACCGCGUGCCAAAUUAAGAUACGCGACUUCCCCUUCGAUACUCAGAAAUGUGAAAUCAAAGUGAUGGCACAAACAUUCUCAGCUCGACAAUAUGGAAUAAAAGCGGAAACCCUAGCGACCGCUUAUGCGAAAAUGGGCAACGGUGAAUGGCAGGUUCAAAAUGUGUCUGUACGGUCGGAGAUGGUAGAUAAUGGAGACGGUUAUCUCAUAGAAAUAAACUACUUUGAUGUUUUAAUGAAACGAAAUGCGUCGUUUUAUGUGACUGUGGUCAUCACGCCAUCUUUUGUAAUCAAUGUUCUGUGUAUUUUCGGCUUAUUUCUUGAAGCCGACCGGAUGACAAAGCUUGGAGUGGCUUUGACUAAUAUCCUAUCUUUGACGUUUAUCCUUGGUAUACUUGCUACAGUGGUCCCGAAAACCGAUGAGAUACCCAAAAUUGGCGUUUUUGUGGUUGUUAACCUAGCCCUUAUGGUCGGAUCAUUGGGUAUCGUUGUUCUCAUAUCCUAUAUUCGACUUUGUGAAAGUGAAAAUGAUCAGAAAAAGGAGUAA